This is a messenger RNA of Mesorhabditis spiculigera, 654 nucleotides long. The record is from the annotation of a GenBank genome assembly. Lineage: Eukaryota; Metazoa; Nematoda; Chromadorea; Rhabditida; Rhabditidae.
AUGAAAGCCAGCCUGCCGCCUCCUCCGAUUCCCAGCCACCAGGCACCAACGUCUUCGCCAGGCCCCGGCUGGUUCUCGCCUCCACCAUCGUGCGCUUGUGACACUGAGAAACAGAAGCGCUACAUCGUCGACUUCAGUUGCCAUAGUGGACCACCGGACCCAAAGGAUCCCCUGGGGCGGGACCCACCCAACGGACCACAAUGGAUGACGGAAAGGCGGGACACGAUUCCGAAGAUGUUGCCCCCGCCUACAAUGAUGGUGGACAAUUGCUGCCUGGACCCCCUGGACCUCCCGGACCCGUCGGAGCCGGAGGCCACCCGCGGAAUGAAGGGCGAGGGAUGGGGCGUCCCGGACGUGCCGGUCGGACGGCACCGGACUUUCUGGCCAGAUGGUCCCAUGGGGCAACAGGGCUGCAUGGACCACGGGCUAACAGAGAAAAAGUCCACGACCAUCGCUAUAAUUUUGCACCUUUCCAACCACACCAUUUCCAAGGAGCCGACGGUCGCGCCCCCAGGCGGCCCGUACAAGGGCCUCGCGGCCCCUGGAGAAUCGACGGCCCACCUGGAGCUGAGGGACACGACGGUCGCGUUGGUCGGCGAUGCCGAGUACUGCCCUUGCCCGCAGCGUGUGGUCGCGGCUUUCGGCGAGGCAUAC